This is a messenger RNA of Aspergillus nomiae NRRL 13137, 959 nucleotides long. RefSeq lists its product as uncharacterized. The record is from RefSeq and is a predicted model, not a curated record. Gene Ontology annotation, molecular function: nickel cation binding; GTPase activity. The transcript has 3 exons. The annotation marks the transcript as partial. NCBI's taxonomy places the organism in Eukaryota, Fungi, Ascomycota, Eurotiomycetes, Eurotiales, Aspergillaceae.
UCUACUAUAAACACCCUUCCUCACAACACUCCCCCCACAAAAUGUCGCAUUCUCACUCCCAUGAUCAAGGCAUUAGCCACUCCCACGAUGACUUCGGUGGUCACGGUCACUCCCACGAGAUCCUCGACGGUCCCGGUUCCUUUCUGAACCGUGAAAUGCCACUGAUCGAGGGCCGCGACUGGAGAGAUCGCGCCUUCACCAUCGGUAUCGGCGGACCCGUCGGAUCCGGCAAAACAGCCUCAUGCUCGCAUUAUGCCAAGCUCUCCGAGACGAGUAUAACAUCGCAGCAGUGACCAACGACAUUUUCACCCGGAAGAUGCCGAAUUCCUCAACCGCCACAAAGCCCUCGCGUCCAAGCGCAUCCGCGCCAUCGAAACGGGUGGCUGCCCGCAUGCCGCCGUGCGUGAGGACAUCAGCGCGAACCUCCUUGCGCUGCAAUCUCUCCACAAGCAGUUCCAGACCGAUCUCCUCCUGAUCGAGUCGGGCGGUGAUAACCUCGCGGCCAACUACUCGCGCGAGCUGGCUGACUUCAUCAUCUACGUUAUUGAUGUCGCGGGUGGUGAUAAGGUGCCCCGCAAGGGUGGACCGGGCAUUACCGGGUCGGAUCUGUUGGUGGUGAACAAGUGUGAUUUGGCGCAUAUCGUUGGGGCUGACCUCGGGGUUAUGGAGAGGGAUGCGGCGAAGAUGAGGGAGGGAGGUCCGACUGUGUUUGCCGAGGUGAAGAAUGGGAAGGGGAUGCAGCAUAUCAUUAACCUGAUCAUUAGUGCGUGGAAGGGAAGCGGUGCUUAUGAGCUGAGCUUGGAGAGGUGGAAUGCUGGUGCUACCCGGGGUUCUGGGAGUGUGGAUGAACAGUAGAUUAUGAUCUCUAUGAUUUCUCGCAAAAGAUAUGUUUGUAAAUGUACAAAUGCUGGUGGUCUAUUCACUACACAGAAAAGGCGUAAGUUAGAAAGAAAACUUUU